Molecule: messenger RNA, 713 nt
Organism: Echinops telfairi (small Madagascar hedgehog)
Lineage: Eukaryota; Metazoa; Chordata; Mammalia; Afrosoricida; Tenrecidae
Gene: ALKBH7
Product: alkB homolog 7
Exons: 4
Coding region: 1-690 (229 amino acids)
Biological process (GO): DNA damage response; fatty acid metabolic process
Cellular component (GO): mitochondrial matrix
Source: RefSeq, a predicted model, not a curated record
AUGGCCGGGAGCGGGCUGCGGGCAGUGUCCGGGCAGGGCUGGGUGCGAGGGUCGGGUCCGGCGGUACUGAGCCGCCUGCGGGACGCUGCCGUGGUGCGGCCCGGCUUCCUGAGCGCGGCCGAGGAAGAGACGCUGAGCCGCGAGCUGGAGCCAGCCCUGCGCCGCCGCCGCUACGAAUACGACCACUGGGACGCGGCCAUCCACGGCUUCCGGGAGACCGAGAAAUCGCGCUGGUCGGAGGCCAGCCAGGCCAUCCUGCAGCGGGUGCGGGAGGCUGCCUUCGGCCCCAACCAGGUCCUGCUCCCUCUGGUGCACGUGCUGGACCUGGAGCCGAAGGGCUACAUCAAGCCACACGUGGACAGCGUCAAGUUCUGUGGAGCCACCAUUGCCGGCUUGUCCUUGCUGUCUUCCAGCGUCAUGCGGCUGGUGCACACCCAGGAGCCCACAGAGUGGCUGGAACUCUUGUUGGAGCCUGGCUCCCUCUACAUCCUAAGGGGCUCUGCCCGCUAUGACUUCUCCCAUGAGAUCCUACGAGACCAAGACUCCUUUUUUGGGGAGCGCCGGAUCCCCAGGAGCCGCCGCAUCUCUGUCAUCUGCCGCUCCCCCCCUGAGGAGCAGAGCCCGGAUUGCCCCCCACAGUCUGCUGACCCCCCUAGGCUGCCUCCCACCCAUCAAGGACACUGUGUGUAAAUAAAGCUAGCGAAGCACCCACA